Priapulus caudatus is the source of this 1233-nucleotide messenger RNA. RefSeq names its product dol-P-Man:Man(7)GlcNAc(2)-PP-Dol alpha-1,6-mannosyltransferase-like. The record is from RefSeq and is a predicted model, not a curated record. Lineage: Eukaryota; Metazoa; Priapulida; Priapulimorpha; Priapulimorphida; Priapulidae. Gene Ontology annotation, cellular component: endoplasmic reticulum membrane. Gene Ontology annotation, biological process: protein N-linked glycosylation. The annotation marks the transcript as partial. The transcript is spliced from 8 exons. Gene Ontology annotation, molecular function: alpha-1,6-mannosyltransferase activity.
GCAAUUUCCAAAAUGACAGCGCCCACAAGAAAGCAAGUUUAGGAGUUGCCUAAUUUCAUAGAGAAGCUGGUUUUUGUUGGAAAACAAAACAAAACAACGAUGUUGUUCUUAAUGACAGUCGUAGUUGCCUUCGUCUACCUUUUUAUGUGUCCAUACACAAAGGUAGAGGAAAGUUUUAACCUCCAUGCUAUGCACGAUUUGAUAUUUCACGGGCUCAACAUUCAGAAGUAUGACCAUCUGGAGUUCCCGGGUGUCGUUCCACGCACUUUUAUCGGUCCGAUCCUCGUUAGCAGCCUCGCGCAUCCCUUCGUCACCUUCUCCCAGAUGCUGAAGGCAGACAAGUUCGUCGCUCAGAUAAUAGUUCGCGCCGUGCUCGGCCUCGUCGUGCUGUUCUGUCUUCGCGAGUUCGCUCGCACCGUCCGCUACCACUUCGGCCAGCACGUCUACCGAUGGUUUGUCGCGAUCACGUGCAGCCAGUUCCACCUGCUCUACUACUGUACACGACCGCUCCCCAACACCUUCGCCUUCGCCAUCGCGUUGCUCGCCAUGCGUUUCUGGAUGGCGCAGGAUCACCGGCGCUUCGUGCGCUACUCUGCGUUCGCAAUCCUCGUCUUUCGCAGCGAGCUGUCGCUGCUGCUCGGAGCGAUGCUGAUCAUGGAUCUAGUUUCGCGUCGCACAACCCCGCUGCAGCUGCUGUGCACCGCCGUGCCUGCCGGCGUGUUCUCACUGGCCGCCACAAUUGUCAUCGACACGUACUUCUGGCAGCGCCCCCUGUGGCCAGAGGGAGAAGUGCUCUGGUACAACACUGUCCAAAACAAGAGCUCCAACUGGGGUACGAUGCCGCUGCUCCUGGUAUUUCUACUCGCCGUGCCGCGGGCCGCGCACGAAGCUUUCGCUCGUCCUCAGUCCCCAUAUGGAGUCGGCGGCUUGUCCUCGACUGUUGCUUUGUCGCCGGCAUACUCGCUGCUGGCGGCACAAGGAAGUGCUUCGCUUCAUUAUGCUAACGUGUUUCCGAAUGUGAACGUCGCGCGGCGAAGGCCUGCGGCAACCAGCUAUCAGAUACGCGAGCGAUCGGCGCGCCACCAGCUUCUCGCCGUUGGCGUCGUCGCCCACAUCUUUCUCAACGCGAUGAUAUCGAGUGACUUUGUCAAUGUCUCGCGCAUGAACUACCCGGGAGGCAAGGCACUGGAGAUGCUCCACCAGCUGGAGCCGAGCGAUGAGCGUACGUCCCUU